AUGGAUCAACACGACGACUUCGACAGCGUUUCCUGGAAGCAUGACCCGGAUAGCGAUGCCUCGCGGCCAACAACUGCCGGCACUGAUGCCGCGGAAUCGAGUGAAAUCGGUCAUGAUACCAAUGGCAAGCGCAGAAUGAGCUCCGCCCAUGAAGAGCCCCAGGCCGGCCCGCUAGCCGAUGCCGUUGACCUGGCGGGCAUCGGCGACGGAGUCCUUGAAUGUCAGGUUGACUCCCCGCUCAAAGAGAACGACGGCACAAAAGACGCAUAUAUCUCAUACCUAGUCACCACACAUACCGAUUUUAAGGCAUUCCAGAAACCAGAGUUCAAUGUUCGACGACGAUUCACCGACUUCUACUUCCUAUACAAGACACUCUAUCGGGAAUACCCAGCAUGCGCGGUGCCGCCGCUCCCGGACAAGCACAAGAUGGAGUACGUGCGAGGAGACCGUUUCGGGCCGGAGUUCACAACGCGACGAGCAUGGUCGCUGCAUCGUUUCCUCAAACGCUUGACUCUUCAUCCCGUGCUCCGACGAGCUCCCUUGCUCACUAUCUUCUUGGAGUCGCCGGACUGGAACGCUCACAUGCGCCUGCACUCAACCCGAACAUCCACUAAUACCAAUUCAGACGGUGCUGCGACUGGGAUCUUUGAUAACUUCACUGACACAUUCGUGAACGCCUUUUCUAAAGUCCACAAGCCAGACCGGCGCUUUAUCGAAGUCCGCGAGAAGGCCGAUAAGCUAGACGAGGACCUGUCGCAUGUGGAGAAGACCGUCGCCCGCGUUGCGCGCCGCGAAUCAGACCUGGAGACAGACUAUGCCGAGCUGGCGACGCAGUUCCGAAAGCUUGUUCAAUUGGAACCUGCCGUUGAGGUGCCACUACAGGUCUUCGCGGCUUCCGUAGAGGAGACAGCGCGCGGAAUGCGCGGCUUGAAAGAGCACACUGAUCAAAAUUACCUUGGCUCGCUGCGCGAUACAGAGUCCUACAUCAUGUCUUUGAAGACGCUUCUGAAGACCCGCGAGCAGAAACAGCUCGAUUUUGAGGCUUUGGUGGACUACCGCAACAAGGCUGUGACCGAGCGUGACUCCCUCGCUGCUAAUCCAGCUGCCUACUACGCUUCAAACCCGCUCACCUCCUCACCUGCUUCCUUCAUUCGCUCAAAGAUGGAAGAUAUGCGGGGCGUCGAUCACGAACAGUCUCGUCGGGAGCGAGUCCGCAAACUUGAACUCCGCAUUGACGAGCUAACUCGCGAAGUCGAAUCUGCAAAGACUACCUCUGAGAUGUUCGACGAGGAAGUCGUCCGUGAAGUGGCAGACUUCGAACGCAUCAAGGCGGUUGAGUUCCGUGAUGGUCUUGGGUCUUUUGCCGAUUCGCACAUCGAGUUCUACCAAGGCGUACUUUCGACGUGGGAAAGAUUUGUGGCUGAGAUGGAGGGAGAGGGAGAGGGAGAAAGUCGUGAAUCGGAUGCAGCUGCUUUUGGUGCUGUUUAG
Penicillium olsonii is the source of this 1488-nucleotide messenger RNA. The record is from the annotation of a GenBank genome assembly. Lineage: Eukaryota; Fungi; Ascomycota; Eurotiomycetes; Eurotiales; Aspergillaceae.